Molecule: messenger RNA, 3064 nt
Organism: Orycteropus afer afer
Lineage: Eukaryota; Metazoa; Chordata; Mammalia; Tubulidentata; Orycteropodidae
Gene: PLEKHH3
Product: pleckstrin homology, MyTH4 and FERM domain containing H3
Biological process (GO): signal transduction
Cellular component (GO): cytoskeleton
Source: RefSeq, a predicted model, not a curated record
CCGGGCGCUGUGCUCGCGCCCCCAGCGCGCCAGUCCCGGGGCUGCAGGGAGCGCAGCGCGCGCGGCCCGGGCCCCGGCCACCGGAUGCCCUACCGGACACGACCCUCCCUGGAGCUUGGACAACUGCCCACCUCGGACACUGCACCGGACACUGCCCCCCACAGGGCUGGCCACUACAACGGACACUACUUCCCAGCUCCGGACAUUGCUCCCUCCUCCCCUCCACCCCGACCCUGGACGCUCUUCCCCCUCCCCCCUCCGGGGGCCAAGCACAAGCCCCCGGCAGGCUCUAGCUGGCGUCCCCGUGCACCCCAACGCUGAGCACUGCUCCCUCCCUGUUGCUCUCUCCCUCCCUCUCCCCUUCCUCCUGCCUCCAGUCCCCCCGCCCCCGCCCCCGCCCGGGCAGCCGAGCCCCGCCAGUUUCUCCGACCCCCUGCUGCCCGGCCGCGGCUGCACCCGCCCCUAUCCCGGGUCGCUCGCCCGGAUGCCUCUCCCCGGGGGAUUGUGGUGGCUUCUCUGCUGCCGUCGAGGCUUCACACUUCUGCAUCGGGACUACGGGGACGGCGAGCUUAGCGGGGACGGGGACGAGGACGAGGAGACCUUUGAGCUACGGACCCCGAGUCCAGCGGGCAGCGGGAGGGGCCCCCUGGACGUGACGCUGACUCAGCCGGUGAGGACCGGGCCGGUCUCCGACAGGCUGCAGAGCUCGGAGGAGACUCGGAGCCUCAUUCCGGAGAAGGGACCGCCGGAGGACGACCCGGACGUUGUAGUGAAAGGUUGGCUCUACCGCGAGCCCCGCGCCGGAGGGGCGCGGCCCUGGCUGCCCCCACGCCGGGCCUGGUUCGUGCUCACUCGGGACUCCCUGGACCAGUUCAGCAGCAGCGGGAAGGGGGCGCGGCGCCUCGGAAGCCUGGUACUCACCAGUCUGUGCUCUGUGAUCGGUCCGGAGCGCAGGCCCAAGGAGACCGGUCUGUGGUCAGUGACCGUGUCUGGACGGAAGCACAGCGUUCGCCUUUGCUCUCCGCGCCAGGCAGAGGCCGAACGCUGGGGCGUGGCGCUUCGUGAAGUUAUUGCUGCCAAGGCACCGUUGGAGACGCCCACGCAGCUACUUCUCAGGGACAUUCAGGAGAGUUGUGGGGACCCAGAGGCUGUGGCCCUCAUUUACCGUCGGAACCCUAUUCUGAGGCACACGAGUGGGGCCUUGUAUGCCCCACUCCUGCCCCUGCCCUAUGGAGUGAGUGCCCCAGGUCCGGGCUACGCACCCUUGCGGGAGGAGGCUGUACGGCUGUUCUUAGCGCUGCAGGCACUGGAGGGGGCACGGCGCCCGGGGCCCCUGAUGCAGGGUGUGCUCCAGACCUGCCGGGACCUGCCCGCGCUCCAGGACGAACUCUUCCUGCAGCUGGCUAAGCAGACCUCGGGCCCUACGGGGCCCCCCAGUCCCCCUGCUACCCAAGACCCUGCAGUCCUGCGGUACUGGCAGCUCCUUACCUGCAUGAGCUGCACCUUCCGGCCUGGAGGAGCUGUACGGGGACACCUCCUAGGGCAUCUGGAGAGGACCGAGCAGGCGCUCCCGGAUUCCGAGGUGGCUGAAUAUGCGCGCUUUAUCCGGAGAGCCCUGGGCCGGAUGCGCGGCCGAGAGCUGGUGCCGUCCCUGGCGGAGAUUUCCGCGUUGAGCCGGCGGCAGGAGCUGCUGUGCACGGUGCACUGUCCCGGGGCUGGUGCCUGCCCGGUGGCCAUCGACUCCCAUACCACAGCGGGGGAGGUGGCUCAAGAGCUAGUGGGGCGGCUGGGCUUGGCCCGGAGCCGUAACACGUUCGCGCUGUAUGAGCAGCGAGGGGCACAGGAGCGAGCCCUGGCUGGGGGGACCCUCGUAGCCGACGUGCUCACCAGGUUUGAGAACUUGGCAGCGGAGGAAGCCGGGCUGGAGGGCUUGCUGGAAUCGGGUUGGAGGCUGUGUCUGCGUCUUCACGGACCACUGCAUCCCGAAGGCCUGUCCCCAGACGGUCACGAACUGCCUUUUCUUUUCGAGCAGGCUCACGCUCUGUUGCUGCGCGGUCGGCCGCCCCCACCUGACGACACUCUGCGCGCCCUGGCGGCGUUGCGCCUGCAGUGUCUGCACCGGGACUUCUCCUCGCGAGCGCCCCUGCCGCGCCUGGACCGCCUACUGCCACCCCCGGCCCCGCAGCGUGAAGACCCGCCCCGCCCCGCCCCCAGGCCCCUCCCCUCUGCCGCCCUGCUGGCCGGGGCACUCUGGAGCCCAGGACUAGCCAAGAGACGGGCGGAGCAGGCCUGGCGCGGCGGGGCCAGUCGCACGGCGGGAAGCACUGCCCGCGAUGGAGGAGGCGGCGCCGGCACCGCGGCUGCUGUGCUGGGCGGUUGGAAGCGGCUGCGGGGCAUGGGCCGAGCUGAGGCCAUGGCUGCCUACCUGGCUCUGGCGGCGCAGUGUCCGGGGUUCGGCGCUGCUCGGUAUGACGUUCUGGAGCUGAGCACGGAGCCUGGUGGGGGCGCUCCACAGAAGCUAUGCCUGGGCCUGGGAGCCAAGGCCAUGUCCCUUUCCCGACCUGGUGAGACAGAGCCCAUCCACAGUGUCAGCUAUGGCCACGUGGCCGCCUGCCAGCUAAUGGGGCCCCAUAUCCUGGCAUUGAGGGUGGGAGAGCGCCAGCUCCUCCUGAAGAGCCCCCAGGUGGAAGAGAUCAUGCAGCUGGUGAAUGCCUACUUGGCCAACCCCUCCCCCGAGAGGCCCUGCAGCAGUCCUUCUCCUCCGUGCCAAGACCUGCCAGACAUCUCCCCUCCCAGCCAGCACCCGAGCUUGGAUGAGCCCCAGGGACAGUCUGGCUGUUUGGGGCAGCUGCAGGACUGAGCCUGCCAAGAGGUCAUGACCUCCCUCCUGCCUCCAGUUUGGGCCUGGACUGCUCUGAGAUUUGUGGAAACCAUGGACCCUUUUGGCCCUGCAGGGACAGGGCAUACCAUGCACCCAAGAGCUGCAAUGGGUGUGGACAGUUUUCUAGUUUGUUUCUUAAUUUAUUUGUAGAAGAGAAGCAAAAAAAUCCUUAUUUACACAAAA